Molecule: messenger RNA, 5040 nt
Organism: Orussus abietinus
Lineage: Eukaryota; Metazoa; Arthropoda; Insecta; Hymenoptera; Orussidae
Gene: Tl
Product: protein toll
Exons: 5
Coding region: 790-4050 (1086 amino acids)
Biological process (GO): toll-like receptor signaling pathway; immune response
Cellular component (GO): membrane
Molecular function (GO): transmembrane signaling receptor activity; protein binding
Source: RefSeq, a predicted model, not a curated record
AACGAAAGACAUCGGGGACAGUCCAACUUUCCUCAUUGGAUCGCGAGAUAAUUCCGAGCGCGCGCAAUUAAUGCGGCGUCGGAUUUUACAAAGUGACGCGGUCACUUAAGUUCUCCCACCGACUCCACUUUACGGAUAAAACGCCUGGUGCAAAUUUCCUUUUUUUUUCUCUCUUUCCGCGACGUCAAUUGCCAGUGGUCAUUAGCGGCAAAAUCCUCCUUCUCGCACGUUUACCCACUUCCGGCAACAGUUUCGUCCUUCUCGGCUUCGGAUAAUCAACCACUCCUCUCUUUUAAUCAGCCGUUCGUAUCCGAGUGUGAUUUUUAAUUUUUAAAAAGAAGAGACGCACCGUCAUCGCGAUUCCUCUCAUUUCUUCUUUUUCAUACAAAAGCACCAUCCCGGAUGUACCUUUAAUCGUACGUCCCAUUCUUCCUUUUCGCGGCCCGUCCAUUCCCUUGGGCCGCUCUUCUACAUUCCGUUGGAGCGGAGGCCGACCAAUGGCGGCCCGCCUCGGAUCGACGGCCACGUGCUACUUUCCCCUGGUACCGAUACCGCGGGCCAGUGUCGGCCCGACUCGCCCGCAUCCUCAGUCCGCGCUCGACGGUCGGCCCGUGCGCAUCUCUUGAUGAUCGCUCUUGCGCGGCCAGGGGUCUCCUCGAAAUCCCGUUAUCGUGUGUGCCCGGUUCCGACUGUUUCGAGACUCCCCUGAUAGGCCAUUCCACUUUUGGCCGAAUGGCAAGGAGCAAGUAGUCGUGCCUGGGUCACCACCGUGAGAGGAAGGACCUCGAGAUGGAGCGACUUCGAUCGCUGAUCCUGGCGGCAGUCCUGGCGACGAUCCCGGUCACUACCAUCGGGUUCCAGUGCCAGAACGACGGGAUCUGCAACUGCCAGAUAAGCCACGACGGUGAUUACGAGCUCCACUGCAAGGCGGAGGCGAAUUCCGCGUUCGUCCUGAACAUCGACCCCGGGAAGUACGUGCAGGUCCAGUGCCACAACUCGCCGAAUUGGACGAACUUUCGAUAUCGCUCGGCAGAGCCCUUGAACAAGGCCCGGGAGAUGUACUUCAAGAUGUGCGACCUUCCCGAAGAACCCCUAGUCGAGGUGGCCCGCAAAGUCGGCGUGGAGGAUCCGGAAAUCGUGGUCUUCCGGUCGUACGGGAGCCUGAGCUCAACCCUGAAGAGCGACCAUUUGAGGGGUUUGGAGAACGCGAAGAAAGUGGUCUUAUCGAGCAACGGAUUGACAGAGCUGCCGGUCGAUUUGCUGGACCAUCUUCCAAAUUUGACCUCCCUGGACCUCAGGGAGAACAACGUGGCGAGCUUGCCUGCGGGCAUUUUUAAAAAAACCGGGAACUUACGGGUCCUCGAAGUGGGGAACAACGACAUCGAGUACCUGGCGGCCGGGACGUUCGCCGGUCUGAGGAACCUGACCCUCCUCAACCUCUGGAGAAAUCAGCUGAAGGGUCUCGAGCCAGGUUUGUUCGACGAUCUCGUCUCCCUUCGGUCUCUCGACGUCAACUCUAACCUCUUGACGAGCUUGCCGGAGGGGAUCUUCGACAACCUCGCGGACCUCAGGGUCCUGAACUUGUUCGGCAAUAAUUUCUCGAGCCUACCCGAUGGGCUGUUGCGCAAUAACACCAGGUUGACGAUGCUCAACUUGUUCAACAACCGGCGGAAUUUAACCGCCCUGCCGAGGAGGCUCCUUCAGGGCCUGGGGGAGCUGAAGGAGGCCAGGUUUUCCAGGAGCGGACUGUCCUUCUUGCACGAGGACACGUUCUGGGGCGCCGCGGCUUUGAGGAACCUCAGCUUGGAAAGCAACUUCUUGGAGAAGAUGCCGGAAUUGAUUUUCAGAGACCUGAGCGAGUUGAGGACGCUCGAUCUCAAUUACAACGAACUUCGAUUCUUGCCGGAGAGACUCUUCGUCGCGACCAACAAGCUGGAGAGGAUCAACUUGUCCAGGAAUCAUCUCAGCUCCAUUUCUGGGCCCCUCUUUUCUGGACUAACCUCCUUGCGGGUCCUGGAGAUCGAGAGGAACGACAUGAUCGAGAUCUCGGCACAGGCGUUCACUGCCCUGAGAGAAUUGCGCAUUGCGAGGUUCUCCCACAAUUCGCUCACCCUCAACUCCUCCUUGAAGCAGUUUCAGGACGAAUUUGGAACCAGAUCGCCGUUUCACUACUGCGACUCUCUCGAGGAGCUGUACCUGGCACACAAUAACAUCUCCGAGAUGUACGCUGACUGGGUAGUCAGCAGUCCCCAGCUCCGCGUACUUGACCUUCGGUACAAUCAAAUACCAUUUAUCACGACGGCGGACGUGCAGUUCGUGUCGGAGAACAUCAAGGUGGACCUGAGGUACAACAAUAUAAGUCACGUAAUCCUGACCCAAACCGAGACCCUGGCGGAAGCUCAGAAUCGUACUACUCCUCGGAACGUGGUGAUCAAGAUCGAGGAGAACCCACUUGCCUGCGACUGCUUCCUAUACGAUUUCCUGCGAUAUCUGGACGGUGAACUUCGCAACGCCCAGGCACUGUUUUCCAUAGAUCCUGGAAACUUGACGUGCAAAAGCCCGCGGUGGUUAGAAGGGAUGCCCCUGAAGAGGUUGCACUGGCAUACGCUUAAGUGCGCGGUAAAGGGACCAGAAUUCGGUGGCUACUGUCCAAAGGGCUGCGAGUGCUGGAUACGACCUUAUCGCACGAGGUAUCUGGUCGAUUGUUCUUUCGUGAACCUUAGGCAACCACCGGAGAGGAUCGGUCCGCCUAAAAAUUACAACAUCGAGCUCAACCUCACGGGGAACUUUUUGAAAGAGACCCCCUCCAUGGAUCUUCCCGGAUACGAACAAGUUGCGGUAUUAUCGCUGUCGCAUAACAACAUCUCGAGGAUACCCUUGGAGACUCUCCCGACGACCCUCGAGGUGUUGGAGUUGCACAAUAACAAUCUGACCAGGGUGGACGGGAGAUUCCUGGAGGCAUUGAGGAACUCCUCCUUGAAGAAGCUAACGUUGGACAAGAAUCCAUGGAGGUGCGACUGCGAAGCCCGCGACUUCCUGAACUUCAUCCAGGCGAAAUUCACCGAACUCCCGGAGCUGCUGAAAAUCAGCUGCGGGGGCGAGAACGUGCCGAUGUCGGAGAUGACGAUAAACGAGCUUUGUCCAGCGGCGACGGGAGUUGUUCUCGGUAUUAGCCUAACCGUAGCCUUGACGGGUCUGAUAGUCGGAGUCCUGGCUGCCUUGUACUACCGCUAUCAGCGGGAGGUCAAGGUCUGGCUCUACGCCCAUCAGCUGUUCCUCUGGUUCGUCACCGAAGACGAGCUCGACAAGGACAAGCGGUACGACGCGUUCAUCAGCUACUCCCAUAAGGACGAAGACUUCGUGGUGAACGAGUUGGUUUCGAGGCUGGAGGACGGUCCCAGACCUUUCAAGCUGUGCCUGCACUUCCGCGAUUGGCUGGCAGGAGAGUGGAUACCGACGCAAAUUGCGAGGUCCGUCGACGAUUCGAGACGCACCGUCGUGGUCCUCUCGCCGAAUUUCCUCGAAAGCGUCUGGGGGAGGAUGGAGUUCAGGGCGGCUCAUAGUCAGGCGUUGAGCGAGGGCAGAGCCAGGGUCAUCGUCGUUCUCUAUGGAGAUAUCGGACCCACGGAAAACCUGGACCCCGAGCUGAAGGCCUAUCUCAGCAUGAACACUUAUGUCAAGUGGGGGGACCCUUGGUUUUGGGAUAAACUACGUUACGCCCUGCCGCAUCCGCCAGAGCUCACCAAGAAACGCAGCCGGGGGAGGAUCUUCGAAAAGCAGAGACCCCACGAGGUGAACGUCGAGAAGAAAGACCUGGUUGGCCCUCAGAAUGCUCCGACGACCCCGCCGGCUCAAACUACGCCACCGGCCGACUCGAUAAAGAGUUUAUUCGCCGACGGGAAUCUCAAGAACGGAUGCAUCCUCAUCGAAUCCUACCGGAAGGAGAAUCCGUCCUUAAAUGGCGGCGUUGAUUAUAACAAGCCGAAGGUCGAUGAUCAGGCGUUGAAAAUUUUGCCACGGAUCAACAAGAUGCAGUGCACCACGGUGUGAUGGGUGAAUGCGAUAUCCUGAAGAUGGAAUAACCUGAAAGGAUCAGGAUUAAUGACUAGGAAGUACGAGACCCGAAAUACAUACCAUACGAAAGCAGAAAUUAAUAACGUCGCGCGUAUCAUGACAUACGAGAAAUAAUCGGCUGACGUACAAUUUUCACUGUAUAUUUUUUACGAUCCGGAGGGAGGAGCGGGCAUUUAAUAUGAAGACCGACAACGAUCUUGGAUCAAGAUUGUUUAUCACUGAUCGAGCAGCCUACCCAGAUGCCAAAUGCUUGGAGUGAACUUUACGGUAGAAGAGGACUUAUGUUUCAAUUAGAAGUGCCACUUAAGAAGGUAUGUAGUAACGUUAAUUUUAACAAACCAAAGAGAAUAAGGAGUUAACGUCGGAACUGCGUUGUAACGAAAAUGGAAAUAUGGAUUUACAUUUUACACGUAUUAAAGGUACGCGGGUGCACUUAGUGAUUCAAAGUGCGUUGACGUUAACUUAGGAGAAAUACUCGUUCCAUUUUACCAUCUUUGAGAUAGUAGAAUUCAGAAAAUGCCUGAUCGAGGCAGCCGUAAGGUCUUGACGUUUCCUAUCGAGGACAAACUUGUAAAUAACCGUUAUAAGACUGAAAACUUUGCAACGAGAUGCUCAUGUAAAUUCAAUGCUGUAAUCGAUGUUCAUUUUGAAAUUAUUUUUAAUACUUUAUGAUUAAUAUUAGAAUUAAUUUGUUAAGAAAUUGUGUUUUGUGCCGUUUCAAAGUGUCAUCAAUUUAAGUGCAUUGUUUUUAUACUUUCUAUGUAAAGUUAAAAUCAUAUACGUCAUGUUUUGUAUAAAUUUAAGUAUACUUUUAGAACAUUUAAUUGAUGAAUAGUUCAUUUAUUUUAUAAAUACCCUAGAAUCAUUUUCAUUGUGCACAUCCUAGUGAUUGCUUUGCAAGCAAUAGAUUUAAUAUUUUGCUAACUUCGAUGGAAAUCGAAUUCUCAUUUAAUAAACUAUUGAAAA